Metarhizium brunneum ARSEF 3297 is the source of this 1239-nucleotide messenger RNA. The record is from RefSeq and is a predicted model, not a curated record. Lineage: Eukaryota; Fungi; Ascomycota; Sordariomycetes; Hypocreales; Clavicipitaceae.
AUGACAUGCGUACCAAAAGAGUCCUUGUUUGAAAACUUGAGCGAAAUACCUCUUGAUCCGCAUUACGCUCUCAAAGAACUAUUCCGUGCCGACACUCAUCCGAAAAAGGUCAUCCUCGGAUCCGGUCUGUACCGUGAUGACAACUCGGAGCCAUGGGUGCUUCCAACGGUGCAGAAAGCCGAAGAAGUAGUCAAGAAGACCCAGGAUUCCGGUCGUUACGAAUACUUGCCCAUCUCCGGACUGGCACCCUUCGUCUCGGCCGCUCGACAGGUCCUUUUCGGACCCCUGGGCAGCAAGGAGGCUCGCGUCGUCUCGCUGCAGACCAUAUCCGGCACCGGUGCCAACUUCCUCGGGGCAAAGUUCCUGGCAGAAACUCUCAAACCGUCGGCCGUGUGGCUCUCGGAUCCUAGCUGGGUCAACCACGCCAACAUCUGGGGCCUCGCCGGCGUCCAGGUAAGGCGAUACCCGUACUGGGACGCCACGAACAAGCGGCUCGACUUUGAGCACAUGAUUCAACGGCUCGAGACGGCGGCAGCCCCCGGCGAUGUCGUCCUGCUACACGCGUGUGCCCACAAUCCCACCGGCGUCGACCCGACCAAGGACCAGUGGACAAGAGUGGCGGAUGUCUGUGAGAAGAAGGGGCUGUUCCCGUUCUUCGAUUGUGCCUACCAGGGAUUCGCGAGCGGAGACCUCGCCGAGGAUGCCUGGGCCGUACGGCAUUUCCUGGGGCGUGACACGCUCGAGAUGGCCGUUGCCCAGUCCUUCUCCAAGAACAUGGGGCUCUAUGGAGAGAGGGUUGGCGCGCUGCAUCUGCUCUGCCGGACGUCGAUGGCGGCCGACAAGGCCAAAGGCCACCUCUCGCGCUUCCAGAGAGGGCAAAUCUCACAGCCUCCCACGACGGGGGCCAGGUUGGCCGCUACGAUUCUCGCUGACCCUGAACUAUUCCAGGAGUGGCUCUUGGAUCUCGGAGAGAUGAGCGGGCGGAUUAGACAAAUGCGCAGAGCACUCCAUGACGAGCUCGUCGCCAUGGGUACUCCUGGGCGGUGGGAUCAUGUCAUCUCGCAGAUCGGCAUGUUCUCCUAUACGGGCUUGACGCCGGAACAGGUUGCCUCUAUUCAAGAGAAUAGCCACGUGUAUAUUUUGAAAUCUGGCCGAAUCUCGGUUGCUGGAUUGAACACCAACAACGUCAAGCAUGUGGCAGAGGCCAUUGACGCUGCAGUGCGGACGCAUCCGUUCUGA